AUGCCACCUCCUGACACGGAUCUCUUCCGAUACACCAGUGGCCGUUGGCUAUGGGAUGAGGAGCAACAACUUCGGGACCGAUUUUCGCCUUUCAAUAUGCCUGAAUUGCAGCGAAUUGCGGCGCAAAGUGUCGGAGCGGACACAUGCAUUGCGAUUACAAAACUGGCUGAAGGAUUAUUCAACAAAACCUUCCGACUCGAGCUGGAUAAUGGAUCAUCUGUGAUCGCAAGAAUACCCCAUCCUAUUGCCGGGCCUAGGUACUACACCACGGCAUCUGAAGUUGCGACGAUGGAAUUCGCCCGCACAAUCCUCGGAAUACCAACACCUCAAGUAUAUGCUUGGAAUGCAGAUGUGAACAAUGCUGUCGGCUCUGAGUAUAUCAUAAUGGAGGAAGCCCCCGGAACAAAGCUGGAAGAUAUAUGGCAUGUUCUUUCUCUCGAAGAGAAGGUAGAGAUUAUGAAGAAUCUCGUCCAACUAGAGAAGAAUAUGCUUCAAGCGCCACUGAAUUGUUAUGGGAGUUUGUACUAUGCAAGUGCUAACAUCAAAGAUGCCGUGCCAGUCGACAUAUGUGCAGAUGUAUCUUCUGAGCUCAAGGACAAAGCCCAACAUCAUUUGGCCAUAGGCCCAGUCGCAGAAAGACACUAUUGGUUAAAAGAACGUGCAGAGAUGGCUUUUGAUCGUGGGCCAUGGAAACAGCCACAGGACUAUGUGCUCUCUCUAGCUCAUCGAGAAGAGGCAUGGAUACAGAAACACGCAACUCCACGAUCUGAAGAUGACCGGCUAGUGACUUCAGCAACGCAGAACUCUCCAAGCAGUCAUAUCUCUUUACUACACAAGUAUCUCAAAGUUGCUCCUUAUCUCCUCCCGAACGACCCGGCGGUAGUUGCACCAUAUAUCUGGCAUACAGAUCUACAUUCUGGAAACAUCUUUGUCCAAAAUGGCAAAAUUUCUAGUGUUAUAGACUGGCAGGGUUUGUGGGCAGCACCAUUGAUACUUCAAGCACGCCAUGCAAGGCUAGUGGAUUAUAAUGGGAAAGUCAUUUUGAAAGGCCCUGCAAACUUCAAAGAUCUUGAUCCAGCGGAAAAGACUCGGAUCAGAGGUCUUAUGAGUAGCUCGAUACUGCUCUACCUCUAUGAAAAGCAAAUUGCUAAAGAAAUUCCCCUUCUCAAUAAAGUCCUCCGAUUUGACCACGGGAGGAUACGGUGCGAUCCAAUCUUGUUCGUGGGAGACACAUGGGAUGAUGAACUUAUACCCUUGCGAGAAUCUCUGAUAAGGCUUGAGAGAAGCUGGAAUGAAAUGGGAUUCGACUUUCCAUGCCCUAUUCAUUUUACAGAGGAUGACCUCCGUAUUCAUGCAGAGGAAAGCGACGGAUGGAAUGAUGUGCAGGAAUUCUGGGACUCUGUUGCGGAUAUAGUAUCGAGAGACGGUUGGACACCGCAUCAUUCAUAUGAUGAUGCCGUUUCUCUGUUCACGGAGCUACGAGACAUUGGCCUGAAAGCUAUGGUAGGCAAGGAGAGAGACACAUUUGAAAAACAGACAGAAUGGAUGCAAGCUCAAAAGUACACUGGUAAGGCUUUCCCAUAG
Aspergillus pseudonomiae is the source of this 1584-nucleotide messenger RNA. RefSeq names its product aminoglycoside phosphotransferase family protein. Gene Ontology annotation, cellular component: mitochondrion. Bases 1 to 1584 code for a protein of 527 amino acids. The record is from RefSeq and is a predicted model, not a curated record. Lineage: Eukaryota; Fungi; Ascomycota; Eurotiomycetes; Eurotiales; Aspergillaceae. The transcript has 6 exons.